Haliotis rufescens (red abalone) is the source of this 5590-nucleotide messenger RNA. Its product is annotated as glutamate receptor 1-like. Gene Ontology annotation, cellular component: postsynaptic membrane; plasma membrane. Gene Ontology annotation, molecular function: transmitter-gated monoatomic ion channel activity involved in regulation of postsynaptic membrane potential; glutamate-gated receptor activity. Gene Ontology annotation, biological process: synaptic transmission, glutamatergic; monoatomic ion transport; modulation of chemical synaptic transmission. The transcript is spliced from 13 exons. Bases 651 to 3224 code for a protein of 857 amino acids. Lineage: Eukaryota; Metazoa; Mollusca; Gastropoda; Lepetellida; Haliotidae. The record is from RefSeq and is a predicted model, not a curated record.
AAACGUUGGUGCUUGUCGCUCCAGUACCACACAGGGCUAGAGCCUAUGAACGCUCAGUGUGUGUGGCGUGGGGGUCUAGCGGUAGUCAGCCAUUGCCGAGCACCGCAGUGGAAUCAAAUCAAUGCAACACCGUGGAAUGAAAACUCAUUAAGGGACAUAGCACAGCGAGAGGGUACAGUUAGAAACACGCAUGGACGGAUGAAGUGAUGGCGGGCACUGGAAACAACUGGCGGACGAUGGUGGAUUGGAUCUACCACACGAAGUCGUGUUUGCCAACAAACGAACCUAAUUUAACUUUCUGGAAGUGUAACGGCGUGGAUUCCUCUCUUGAUGUUGUACAGCCUUGUGGGUUUAUGUGAGGUGUGAUAAUCACUGUGUUUCAUAUGCACCAUUAUUAACUGACGGUUCUGCUUGCCAAAUGUCAGACCUAACAUAUGUGACACAUCGCCAAGCAGUUGACCUAUAGGAAAUGCGAUGUAGACACCCACGACCCGGAUAUAAAACUGUUUUUAACAAUGUUACAUAACGUUAUAUAUCAUAUUAUAAAAACUAGUUUGGGGAAUCAUGUCUGUGUGUGAGCUCAUACCAUCAAAACGGAUAUACUAGAGACAUUGUUCUUUGGUUGACAUACGGGUCUUAACAAUCUGAAAAUGGCAGUGUAUCAUCUGGUCAAGUGUCACGUGGUGACCAAGUUACGUGUCUUUCUUUGCAUCUCCAUCUUCGGACUAGUCAACGCAACUUCAGAAGCUUUUAGACUUGGUAUUAUUGAUUCGUCUGUUGAUACCAACAUCUUCGACCUCGUGGACGCGCCGGAGGGGUUCCAAAUGACCCACCACAACCUCACCAACUACAGACACUACACCUACAAGAACAUCAAGAAAGCUCACCAAGAACUGCUGGACACGUCCGUUGACGCCAUCAUGGGCGACUACAACAGCGUGUACGUCGCCGUGACGAAACAAUUGAAGAUCAACUACUACGUCAUGUCCUUGACCCCCGAGGACCAGGCAGACACCAAGUUCAUGUACCAGUUCUUCCACGACGCCAGGGUCUUCUCAAGGGCCGUGCUCGACCUCGCCGACUACUACGCCUUUGACAAGAUCACCGUCAUUCACGACUCAUACGAAGGUGCGGUAAUUCUGGAGAGGGUUAUGAGGAAGUGGGAGGUGGAAGUUCGGUCGUUCAGGGUGACGGACCCAACAUCGGCUGAGUCGGAUUUGGAGCUGCGACAGGAGCUGAAGAAGAUGAGAGACUCGUACACCUUCACCUUCAUCGUCAUCUGUUCCAAGAACAAUACGGACAGAGUUCUACGCCAGGGGCUGACGCUGAGCAUGUUUUCCUCACCGAACAAAUGGCUGCUUGUGAACAUGGGGUUGGAGGAGUACGACAUGGCGGACUUCGUAGACUCCAAGGCCAACCUGACCAUCCUGCGGAUGAUGAUGGACAUGAACUCCAGUGCCUGCAGCCUGGGGAUGGACAACAUCAACCUGAGGAGGGCCAUACUGAAUGACGGCAUCCAGUACUGCUACAGCUACUGGGAAGUGUUCCAGAACAGUUCCGGCGGCGUCAGGAAAAGAAUCAAUGAGCGACGAGUUCACGGCUGUACAGGAUAUUUGGAAUUCAAUGGGCGAGGGAGACGGUCAGAGAAAUAUCUUCAAUUAAUGACUUUACAAGCCUUUAAAACUAACCAGGACCCGCAGGAGGGACAUUUUUAUGAUACCCACCUUUACGAAACUAAGGACGGCAGAGAGAGGAAAAUCACAUUUGAUCCACAAGGGACUGGAAUGUGGACAAACAUCCACGACAAGUUGAAGGACCGGGUGGCCACCUCCAAGUCCUACAGCAAGAGCGUCAGACUCGAGGGCAACGUCUUCCCUCCACGAAAACUCAGAAUAUCUACCAAAAUAGAGCCGCCGUUUGUACAACGGAACCGAGACACCGGGGACUUUGAGGGGCAUCUGAUUGACAUCAUUAAAGAAGUCAGUAAACUACUCCAGUUUGAGUACAACGUUUCCUUGGUACCUGAUGGAAAGUUUGGCAGCAAGAAGCCGUAUGGCUGGACAGGCAUGGUCAGACAACUCUUAGACGAUGAAGCUGACGUGGCUCUUGCUCCGUUCCAAGUCACGCCGUCUAGAUCAGAAGUUGUUGAUUUCACAAAGCCGUUCAUGACGAAAGGGACUACCGUCGUAAUAAAGAAACCAGAUGAGACAGGUCUGAAAGUAUUCCAGUUCCUGUCCCCUUUCACUGAUCAGGUGUGGAUCGCCAUCUUCUUCUCCUUCCUCAUCGUCAGCUUGGUGCUCUUCAGCGUCAGUAGGGUUAACUCUGACCGACAACAGAAGUACACCUACAACCUGAGGGAAAGCUUCUGGUACAUCUGGGGCACGUUGUUGAGGGGAAGCUUAGUCGGAGCUCCUCAUGCAAUCUCAAGUCGUAUUGUGGCCAGUGCGUGGUGGUUCUUCUGUCUCAUCCUGAUAUCCUUGUACACAGCCAAUCUGGCAGCCUUUCUGACAAUUACCAAUUCCAAUGUUGGUAUCAACUCAGCUGCUGAUUUAGCAAACCAAGACUAUUAUGAAUACGGUACCGUGGACGGUAGCCAAAUUGAGUACUUCUUUAGACAUACUAAAAUGACGGAUUAUCAGAAAAUGUGGGCACAUAUGUCCGCGCUACGCCCACAGUCGAUUGUCAGAAGAGUCGAAGAUGGAUUUGAAAGGGUCAACUCUGGUCGGUAUGCGUUCAUAUGGGAUUCACCUACAAUAACCCAUGAGAUAUCUGGAGACUGUAACCUGAUGCAGAUCGGCCACCCGUUUGAUCUGAAAGGGUAUGGGAUAGCAUACACGAAGAAUGCGCAGUUUGGUGAAGCUAUUACCUUGGCGAUACUUCGACUCAUUGAUGAGGGUGUCAUGUACGGCAUUGAACGAAAAUGGUGGAGACCCCAGUUCUGCCCUGACGCCCGGGCCAGCGCCAAGACCAAGUCCCUGGACGUGGAGAACGUGGCGGGCAUGUUCCUUGUGCUCGCUGGCGGGGUCGGGAUCUCCGGGAUGCUCUGCUUUGUCAAGUUCUGUAUUUCCAGGCCAAGAAUGAAAAAGACAAAGACAGCUACCUACCACGAUGACAUGGACAAGGAUGAGUCGAUCGUGAAUGACGUGUACGACAGAAAUACGGAGAUACAGGUCUAUGCCAAUCAUUCUGGGACGAACGGCAGAGGCGAAGCUUACGUUUCCUAGCACAGGCACCAGUGUUUAGGUCCAAUUUUGAUAGGGGAACCACACCCGUGGCUCGUGUUCGCUAUGCGAACUGAUGGUUAGUGAUUGUGAACACUGGAGUUGAGUGUCAGAAGCUCAGUUUUCACUGUCACAAGGUUUUUUGCAUAGUGCUAUUGAACCCAUUCGAGAAUGUGACAGAGAGGUCUUGACCUAAAUGAAGAUCAAGGUCAAGCUCAGGUGAAAAUUAAUGGGUGAAGGUGAAGGUCAACCUGAUAAAAACAUUUAGCCGAAUCCACGGUUAUGAUUGGAAAAAGACAAUAUCUUAAGAAUCCAAUUGAGAAUGUGCCAUUGUACAAUUUGUACAAGCUAAACCCUGUCCAAGUGGAAGCUGAAGACUGCAUGUCAAAACUCAUGUGUCUGCGCGCAUAUGUGGCUAUUAUUUUCAAUACAUUGGAACAUAAUUGCCAAAUAUCUAUUAACAAUUUCGAUAAUUUCACAGCCUUGUAAAGGUAUAAAAUAACAAUGUUUAUGGACAAUCUCUUUCAUUCGUAUCGUGCAUGUGAAAAUGAAUGAAUGUUCUGCCAAAACACAGCACAAAUAUGUGUUGAUUGUUAUGAAAGUACACAACAUGCGUUUAUACAUCUGCUGUAUUUAUGAGCCUUUGCGUCUAUAUUCCAUGUACAUAAGCCGUGAUGACUGCAACAUUUAAUCCUUUUCUACAAAUGGUCAAUCGUGUUGUGAAUGUUAAUGUGUCUGACUACAGGAAGUUGAAUCAUUGUUGGAACCGUAUGAAACCAUUCUAAGUAAAACCCUGUUAAUCAACACUGUAUUGUUCCCAGUGAAAUACUCCUGAUUAAGAUCUUAAGAUCAACUGUAUGACGUAUUAUACCUUUGUGUUUGUGUAUAUAUUGGGAGCAUGUAUGAUCCAGUCGCAACAAUUCGCUGUGCCGAGUUGCGUCCCUUUUGUACACCAGAAAUAUACGAUCGUGGGUUCGAAUCCCAGAUUCGCCCUGAAUUUGUUUCUAGGUUUGUCAGCACCAUAUCCGUGCUAAAAGACACUCCAGGCUUUCCUCCCACAUUAAGCUGCCACGCCAUGAUAUAACUGUAAAAUUGUUCAAGCGGCACUGUAUAUAUGUAGGCGUCCCCAUCAUUAAUCGUCCGGAUUUGGGGGUUUCUGGACUAACGAGGUCCGUGUUAAAAGGGUUUCACUGUGGCACUAUUUGUAACAAUAAGGAGACCCAAAAUAAACUGCUGGGCAAAAGAAGGUACGUACACUUAAAAUAGAUUUGACCAUAACAGUACAAAACGUUGAACACAGGCUGAAACAGUCGUCGAAACACUCCUUUCUUUAGCCCGACAGUUUAGUCGACUUGUUUCACAAGGUCGUACCAGUGAUUGGGACCCUGUGGUCCGGCCUUAAUCAUUAUUCCACUGUAAUUAUGACAAGAAUCUGCUGGUCUGUUCUCAUAGUCAUACUGAUGUAAUUAACAAAACUGAAUGAACUCUGCAAUUGAAUGUUUAAUAUUGUCAUGAAGCUUUACAGUUUUGAACACUAAAGACAUUUACUGUAUCUUUUGUCAUUUUGUUCAUAAGACGCGUACGUGUCUCCCCUGGGGAUUCCGGGUCAAAAUAGAUCCCUGCUAAAAUAUGCUUGUCUCCCAGUUGGGAGUCCGGGUUAGAAUAGGUCCCAAUUAACCUGUACUUGUCUCCCAGUUGAGAGUCCGGGUCAGAAUAGGUCCCCAUUAACCUGUACUUGUCUCCCAGUUGAGAGUCCGGGUCAGAAUAGGUCCCCAUUAACCUAUACUUGUCUCCCAGUUGAGAGUCCGGGUCAGAAUAGGUCCCCAUUAACCUGUACUUGUCUGCCAGUUGGGAGUCCGGGUUAGAAUAGGUCCCCAUUAACCUGUAGCGUGGCAUAGUACCUUGACUUACUCCCAGCACCCGGCAUGUAGCUUGAACAUCACAGACUGCGGAACAUCACAAAUGCAACAAACAAACAAAACGGAUAAACGUUCCUUCCACGGUUGAAAGAAAGUUGACCACCUUUCUAUGACAGGCAGGUAUGCCUUUAUUUUAUAUGUAAAUGUUCUCUACGUUCAACUUGGUUGAAGACCAAUAGGAGUGAGCGAUCAAGUUUGAUUGUUUAUCAGUUUGAUAUUAAAGCGUAUGGGGUUAUUGUGAAGUGAAAGUGAAAUUUAAUCGUUUAUCAUUUGGCGAAACCCACAAGCACGUGUUUGGUGCUAUAAGACCCAUUAAUAUCAUGUCGAAUCUUGGAUUCAAACCCACGAUCAGAGGACCCUGGUACGACUAUGGGACAUAACAGCGAAUUGCAUCGACCUCUUCUUAUAGAACGAUCAUUGAAUAAAAAACACGUUUUAAACACUGGAUAA